AUGGAUGGAGUCGCUGCUUCUGGUCCUGGGGAAGGAGGAGACAUAGGCAAUAAUGGCGAUGGUUCUGGGGCAGAGGGUGAAGAUGAUGGGCCAGUAGAUGGGGUUGGGCUCUCUGGGCUUGUUGGAACGGAUGUAGGAGGGCUCGCCGGCGCUGUAACCGGAGUGGAUGCUGCGGGAGGUGUAGAAACUGUUGGUGGGGUGGCUGUGGGGGAGGUUGGAGGAUUCGCAAUGCUUGGUGAUGGGCUGGCUGUCGAGGUUGGAGGAGUUGAAACGCUUGGUGGGUUGGCUGUGGUCGUUGGCGGCGGAGUAGCGGUUGUCAUUGGUGGUGAGGCGGUGGAGGCUGUGGGUGCAGAUAAUGGAGCUUGA
Messenger RNA from Juglans regia (Persian walnut), 366 nucleotides. RefSeq names its product glycine-rich protein DOT1-like. Lineage: Eukaryota; Viridiplantae; Streptophyta; Magnoliopsida; Fagales; Juglandaceae. The record is from RefSeq and is a predicted model, not a curated record. The transcript has a single exon. Bases 1 to 366 code for a protein of 121 amino acids.